This is a messenger RNA of Mugil cephalus (flathead mullet), 3273 nucleotides long. Its product is annotated as E3 ubiquitin/ISG15 ligase TRIM25-like. The record is from RefSeq and is a predicted model, not a curated record. The transcript has 2 exons. NCBI's taxonomy places the organism in Eukaryota, Metazoa, Chordata, Actinopteri, Mugiliformes, Mugilidae. The coding region runs from base 906 to 1403 and encodes 165 amino acids.
AUCGUGCUGCAAAUGUUUGUUACCGAGCUCAGGAACAUGGGCCUAAACUCUUUACUCGGCUCCCAGAUUCUGAGCCUCCUGCCUGACAGACCACAGGCGAUGAAGAUUGGGCAAAACCAUCAUUCUCAACAUUGGAGCCCCCCAAGGCUCUGUGCCGAGUCCACUGAUCUACUUACUCUACACUCAAAACUACACUGGCCAAUCUAUUGUGAAAUAAGCAGACGACAUAGUGGUAGUAGGGCUGAUAUUAAACAACGAUGACACAAGUAAGGACACUCAUCAUCUCACCCACAAUCAAAGUGGCUGCCGUCAUGCUUCACGGUGGUGAUGGUGUGUUUGUGAUGAUGUGCAGAUAUCCACCAGACCUACCAUAGAGUUUAAUGGCUCAUCAGACAAAAGAACCUUCUUGCAGUUGACCUCAGAGUGUCUCACAUGCUUUUUCAACUGUGCAACAGUUGUUGUAUGCAGGGUCUCUCCUAUCUCACCUGCUGGGAUCAAACUGUUAACUCCUGUUCUGUACUACUGUAAACCGCACUCCAGUGAGUUUUCUUUGAGAUGGGAAUUUUGAAGGUACUAUCACUGUCACUUUGAUGGCAAAAGGUUUUUUCUUUCUUAGACAUGACUUCAGCCACCAGCCUCCUAUCUGAAAAUCAGUUUCUGAGUCCCAUUGGUCUGGAUGUGUUCACUGAUCCAGUUUAGUAAGUCAAGAUAAAGCCAGCAUCAGUUCAGAGAAACACCAACAGGUUGAAAAAGAAGACAGCCUUGGCUCUCAAGUCCUGUCUGGUGUGUCUGACCUCCUACUGUGAGACUCACCUGGAGCCUCAUCACAGCAUCACAGGCCUGAAAAUAAACAAGUUGAUCGAUCCGGUGGAGAAUCUGGAGGAAGAUUUACGAUUUAUGAUGACAUGGCUACAGCCAGCAGCCUCCUCUGUGAAGAUCAGUUUCUGUGUCCCAUCUGUCUGGAUGUGUUCACUGAUCCAGUCACCAUACCAUGUGGACACAACUUCUGCAAGAACUGCAUCACUGAACACUGGGGUAGCAACGUCCACAACCAAUGUCCAGUGUGUAAAAAAGAUUUUUGCAGUCGGCCUGAGUUGCAUAUCAACACCUUUAUAUCGGGGAUGACUGAUAAGUUCAAACAAACUCUAAAGGAAGCCAGUAGAUCAGAACAACAACAACAAGCUGACCAAGGAGAGGUUCUGUGUGACGUCUGCACUGAGACCAAACUGAAGGCUCUCAAGUCCUGUCUGGUGUGUCUGACCUCCUACUGUGAGACUCACCUGGAGCCUCAUCACAGAAUCACAGGCCUGAAAAGACACAAGCUGAUUGAUCCUGUGGAGAACCUGGAGGACAGGAUGUAUAAGAAGCAUUGCAGACUUCUGAAGAUGUGUGUUUGCCAGUAAUGCACUGAGAGAGAUCACAAGUCACACGUCUUUCUUCCUCUGAUUGAAGAGGAUGACACAAGGAAAGCUGAUAUAGAAAAGACAGGAAGUGAAACUGAGAGAGGACGACUGAAGAUUGAGAAGAUCAAAGAGUCGGUGAAGCUGAGUAAGGACGAUGGUGUUCGCUGCUCUGGUCCAGUCUGUAGAGAUUUGGUCUGGCUCAGCUCAUUGACACCGUUGAAAAAAGCAGAGACCAGGAGCAACGACCCGCUGGCAUGAUCCACAGCCAUGGAUUCUGUGGGUGGUCAUCAUAGUUUGACGCUGUGUCAAUACUGUGACACCUCCGUGUUUACUGCUUGUUGCAUAUUUAAUUUGAAAAAUGUAAUCUUGCCCAGUGUUUGUAUAAAAUAUACCGGGAAUCUGAUUACAUGUUCAUCCCUAUACUGUAAUGGUUAACAUUUUUUUUGUAUCCUGAUUACAUUUCGCUGUUACAUGUAAUCCAUUACUCCCCAAGCCUGGUGGUGAUGUAUAUUGUCUGAUAUCCACCAGACCUACCAUAGAGUUUAAUGGCUCAUCAGACAAAAGAACCUUCUUGCAGUUGACCUCAGAGUCUCUCACAUGCUUUGGGGCAAACUUUGGAAGAAACUAUCUGACCCUCUCCCACUAAGUUUGAACAGGUGAAGGACCUGUGCAACAGUUGUUGUAUGCAGGGUCUCUCCUAUCUCACCCGCUGACAUCAAACUCCUUCAGAGUAGUCUAGGUGGUCUUCCUCUCUAGUCUCCUUCUUGCACAGGCACCCAGUUUGUUAGGACAACCUGUUCCAGGCAGAUUUAUGCAUGUGCCACAUUCCUUUCAUUUUUCAAUGAUGAAUUUAACUGAAUUCCAGCAAGUUUUCUUUGACAUGGGGAUUUUGGGGGUACUAUCACUGUCACUUUGAUAGAGUUAUUUCUUCCUUAGACAUGGAUACAACCAGUAGUCUCGUCUGUGAAGAUCAGUUUCUGUGUCCCAUCUGUCUUGAUGUGUAUACAGUACUGGAAUGUCUAAUGUCAGCACCCCCUAUGUAGCCAGCUUUUUAAAAUAAGACCUGAGCUAUGAGUUAAUACCUUCAGAUCAGAAAUGGUUUAGUAAGUCAAAUUAAAGCCAGCGUCAGCUCAGAGCAACAUCGUCUGCACUGAGACCAAACUGAAGGCUCUCAAGUCCUGUCUGGUGUGUCUGACCUCCUACUGUGAGACUCACCUGGAGCCUCAUCACAGAAUCACAGGCCUGAAAAGACACAAGCUGAUUGAUCCUGUGGAGAACCUGGAGGACAGGAUGUGUAAGAAGCAUGACAGACCUCUGGAGCUCUGGAGACAAUUUAAGAUAGUAAAGAGUUUGUGUUCUUUUACAAUGUAGAUGCUGUGCUGUAUCAUUUCCUUAAAGCCAUGGUGGUUGUAUGUUAAUACUUCAGAUAUAAACUCGUAAUAAAGCACAUCUAAUAAUAUAUCACAGUCGAAUGGACAGUAAAAAAUCUAAUUAGCAAUGUUCGAUUUUUUUAAGAAUCUGGAGCAAAUGCUCGUUGCUGUUCAAGGACGAGCCUCUGCGAAAGGAUUGCUUGUUGAGGCGGUGCAUUGUGGACUCUCAUUACGGUUAGAAAAUCAAGGUGCUUGCAUCCAAAAGAUGUAGGAAGAAUGAGCAGCGUAAACUUCAAAAUCAAGGGACUUGGAAAGACAGAUCUAAUUUGUCUUCUUUAGUCCUUUUUGUUAGGCUUUAAUAUAAUUGUACACAGCAUGUGUGUGGUCUGAAAAUAAAGAAAGGCAUUAAACUCUAUUACAGAAGAAACGCUCAGUAUACCAUUCAACAAUUAAAACACAGAAACAUUCCUCAAGCAGCUGGUCUGCUGCGCGUCAGUGAA